Messenger RNA from Solanum stenotomum, 1796 nucleotides. RefSeq names its product E3 ubiquitin-protein ligase SINAT2-like. The transcript has 4 exons. The record is from RefSeq and is a predicted model, not a curated record. Bases 629 to 1555 code for a protein of 308 amino acids. Gene Ontology annotation, cellular component: cytoplasm. Gene Ontology annotation, molecular function: ubiquitin protein ligase activity; zinc ion binding; protein binding. Gene Ontology annotation, biological process: ubiquitin-dependent protein catabolic process; multicellular organism development. Lineage: Eukaryota; Viridiplantae; Streptophyta; Magnoliopsida; Solanales; Solanaceae.
AUCCUCUAAGACAAAAUUUCCACAAAAAAUGCUGUGUUGUACAAAAUUCACAAUACCAUUUCAAAAAAAUCCAUUUUUUUUUUCAAUUUUUUUCUAUUUGUACACAAACAUGUGUAUGUGUCACAAAAAUCAGUAAACUACAAGGGGGUUGUCUCAAUUAUAAGUUAAAUAAUUAUGAAUUUAUGAGGAUUUACAUGAUUUGAUUGUGACCCUUUUCAAAUCUUUGACUCUUGUUACCCUUAGAUUUGUAUACUGGUAAAGAGAAACAAACAAAUGGUUUUGUUUUCUCAGAUUUACUGUUGAAAAAACAAGUGCCUGUUUUGGUGGACACGAAAAUCAAGGAGAAAGCUUUUAAGGAUAUUUGGUUCAUCUCAACCACCCACUCUUACCCUUUUGUUAAGACCCUUUAAUUUUCUGUUCUUGGUUUUUGUCUUUGUUUUUUUUUUUUUGGUUGAUGAAGCCUAUCAGGAAGACCCAAUUAUUGGUUGCUUUUGUAGAGAAUGGGAUGAGUUAAUCAGGCUUUUAGGUACAAAAUCUUAUCUUGGAUCAGGGCCGUCAAGAGAGCUAGAAGAUCAGAUUUGAGGAGGAUAUAUAUUGUUGUCAACACCUAGUAGUUUAUAUAGAUACCAUGGCUCCCGGAGGCAGUAAUUACCAGGAUAUUGGUGAUUCCCGCAGUGCAUAUGCUGACUAUGGUAUUGCACCAGAAAGUGCUGAAUUCAAAAACUCCCCCUUUAGAAAAGCUGCAGCUGUUGUUGGUGGGAAGAAUGGAGCGGGAUCUAAUUGUGCUGUUCAUGAGCUACUUGAAUGCCCUGUUUGUAUGAAUCCAAUGUAUCCACCAAUUCACCAGUGUCCAAAUGGCCACACAUUAUGCGUGAAGUGCAAGUCAAAAGUACAUGUAUGUCCAAUUUGCCGCCAUGAGCUUGGAAACAUUAGAUGUCUAGCACUGGAAAAAAUUGCUGAGUCACUAGAAUUACCGUGCCGAUACCAAAUUUAUGGCUGUCAAGAUAUAUUCACUUAUCAUACUAGGCUUCGACAUGAGCAGAACUGCAGAUUUCGCCCAUACAAUUGCCCAUAUGCAGGAUCUGAAUGCGCUGUUACUGGUGAUAUUCAGUACCUUGUUGCACACCUAAAAGAUGAUCACAAGGUUGAUAUGCAUGAUGGGUGUACCUUCAAUCAUCGUUAUGUCAAAUCUAAUCCUCAAGAAGUUGAGAAUGCUACAUGGAUGUUGACGGUUUUUAACUGUUUCGGGCACCAGUUUUGCCUGCACUUUGAGGCUUUCAAUCUUGGAUUGGCACCGGUAUACAUGGCAUUCCUGCGUUUUAUGGGUGAUGAUGAUGAUGCGAAAAGAUUUAGUUAUAGUCUUGAAGUAGGUGGAUUUGGCAGAAAGUUAACAUGGCAGGGAGUACCAAGGAGCAUCCGUGAUAGUCAUAAAACUGUCCGAGACAGUUUAGACGGGCUGAUUAUUCAAAGGAGCAUGGCACUUUUCUUCUCUGGUGGUGACAGGAAGGAGCUGAAGCUAAAGGUAGCUGGGCGUAUUUGGCGAGAGCCAUUGUAAACUAGAUAUAUGCAUCUUCCUUCAUUGCGGGGAUGCCCAGAAAGUAUAGUUAGUUAUCGCUAAAUUGGUUGGUGGCUUAAUUUUUUGUAAAUGGUUCUAUACAGUUUCUGGUUUUUCGGAUCGAUCGUAUCGAUUGUAGUUUAGCUCAACUGUGGAUCAUGUAUCUAAAGUUGUGAGGCAUUUUAAGCUUUUUUAUGACCUGCCAUAUGAUAAUCUAUCUGGUUGUUAGUCUCUCUCUGUA